Impatiens glandulifera is the source of this 2435-nucleotide messenger RNA. RefSeq names its product villin-2-like. The transcript is spliced from 18 exons. The annotation marks the transcript as partial. Gene Ontology annotation, molecular function: actin filament binding. The record is from RefSeq and is a predicted model, not a curated record. Gene Ontology annotation, biological process: cytoskeleton organization; actin filament severing. Lineage: Eukaryota; Viridiplantae; Streptophyta; Magnoliopsida; Ericales; Balsaminaceae.
GCCAAGGCUUUGGAAGUGAUUCAAUAUUUCAAGGAUAAGUAUCAUGAGGGGAAGUGCGAUGUUGCAAUAGUUGAUGAUGGGAAGCUGCAGACUGAAUCAGAUUCUGGCGAAUUUUGGGUCAUCUUUGGUGGGUUUGCACCAAUUAGCAAAAGGACCCUUACUGAGGACGAUGUUAUUCCUGAGAAGACCGCACCUAAACUUUACAGCAUCAUUGAUGGUCAGGUGAAGCCUGUAGAUGGCGAACUUACCAAAUCUAUUUUGGAAAAUAACAAAUGCUAUUUAUUGGACUGUGGUGCUGAGAUAUUAAUUUGGUUUGGCCGUGUAACUCAAAUAGAGGAAAGGAAAGCUGCCACCCAGGCAGUGGAGGAAUUCAUAAGCAGCCAAAAUAAGCCAAAAUCAACACGUAUAACUAGAGUUAUUCAAGGUUAUGAAACACAUUCAUUUAAGUCAAGUUUUGAUUCCUGGCCAUCUGUAUCAACACCCUCUACUGGUGAGGAAGGAAGAGGAAAAGUUGCAGCUUUGCUGAAGCAGCAAGGUGGUGGUGUCAAGGGAAUGACUAAGGCUGCUCCAGUAAAUGAGGAGGUUCUACCACUGCUCGAAGGUGGUGGAAAAAUUGAAGUAUGGCGCAUUAAUGGCAGUGCCAAGACUCCUGUGCCCAAGGAGGAUAUUGGUAAAUUUUAUAGUGGAGACUGCUAUAUUGUCCUAUAUAGUUAUCAUUCCGGCGAUAAGAAAGAAGAUUACUAUCUGUGCUGCUGGAUUGGAAAGGAUAGCAUUGAGGAUGAUCAAAAGAUGGCAGCUCGACUAGCUACUACCAUGUGCAAUUCACUAAAGAGUAGACCUGUGCAGGGUCGGAUAUAUCAGGGGAAAGAACCACCACAAUUUGUUUCCAUCUUCCAGCCAAUGGUUGUCCUUAAGGGGGGAAUGAGUUCUGGGUACAAAAACUAUGUGGCAGACAAAGGUUUAAAUGAUGAAACAUACACCACAGAAUCUGUUGCACUUAUCAACAUAUCUGGGACUUCCAUACACAACAACAAAGUAGUUCAGGUGGAUGCGGUUGCUACAUUGCUGAAUUCUUAUGAAUGUUUUAUUCUGCAAUCUGGUUCAUCUAUGAUUAUUUGGCAUGGGAAUCAAAGCACCUUUGAGCAGCAGCAGUUAGCUGCAAAAAUUGCCGACUUCUUAAAGCCUGGAGCUGCUGUCAAGCAUACUAAAGAAGGAACAGAGAAUUCUGCUUUCUGGUUUGCUUUAGGAGGGAAACAAAGCUAUACCAGCAAAAAAGUAUCUCAAGAGAUUACCAGGGAUCCACAUUUGUUUACAUUUUCUUUCACAAAAGAAGGAAAAAUUGAGAUUGAAGAAGUUUACAACUAUUCUCAAGAUGAUUUGCUGACUGAGGAUAUAUUGAUACUUGAUACACAUGCUGAAGUGUUUGUUUGGGUUGGUCAAGCAGUUGAAACCAAUGAGAAGCAAACUGCAUUCGAAAUUAGCCAGAAAUACAUAGACUCUGCUGUGGCUCUUGACGGCUUAUCUCCUUAUGUUCCUUUGUACAAAGUCUCCGAGGGAAAUGAGCCUGUCUUCUUCACCACAUAUUUUUCAUGGGAUCCUGCUAAAGUAACUGCAACUGGAAAUUCGUUCCAGAAGAAGAUUAUGCUGCUUUUUGGGACAGGUCAAAACGUGGAGGAAAAGUCGAAUGGGUCAAAUCAAAGUGGUGGACCAACUCAAAGAGCCUCAGCAUUAGCUGCCUUGAAUUCUGCUUUUAGACCUUCUUCUGGCACCAAAAGUCCUUCAACAACUCCUAGAUCUGCAAAUUCAACUCCUAGAUCAGCAGGAUCAGGUCAAGGAUCGCAAAGAGCUGCUGCAGUGGCUGCAUUAUCUCAAGUUCUUACAGCUGAAAAGAAACCAUCUCCAGAUGCCUCGCCCAUUCGAUCAGCUCGCACCCCUCCACCAGAAACCAAUUCUCCUGCAGCUGAAACAAAGAGCCAAGAUGCUUCAGAAAUAGAAGAUCCAAAAACAGCUUCAGAGAUUGACGAUAUAAAAGUCAAUAAUAAUAAUAAUAAUAAUAAUACAGUAGAAGAAACUGUCUCAGAAAGCAAUGGUGCAAAUUCAGAACCGAAGCAAGAAGAAGAAGUUGUAGAGCAGGAGGAAGAGAAUGUUACCGAAAGUGGUCAAAGUUUCUUCAGCUAUGAAGUUCUUAAGGCACAUUCCGAAAAUCCAGUUACUGGAAUUGAUUUCAAACGUAGAGAGGCCUAUUUAUCAGAUGAUGAAUUUCAGUCUGUUAUGGAAAUGACUAAAGAUGCAUUUUAUAAAUUGCCCAAAUGGAAGCAAGAUAUGAACAAGAAGAAAGCCGACCUUUUUUAGUAAGUUUGCAAAAUUGAACUUUUUAGACAUUGUUAUUUUAUUUUUCAUCUUCAUUUCAGGCUACUGGUGGAUUUGGCAACCUG